Dermacentor silvarum is the source of this 687-nucleotide messenger RNA. RefSeq lists its product as uncharacterized. The record is from RefSeq and is a predicted model, not a curated record. Lineage: Eukaryota; Metazoa; Arthropoda; Arachnida; Ixodida; Ixodidae. The transcript is spliced from 2 exons. The coding region runs from base 127 to 558 and encodes 143 amino acids.
CUAUGUUAUUCUGAACACUGCCGAAUUACACCAUGUGGGCGUUUUGAGCCAAUCAGAGAUGCAGCCCUGUGAGCCAAUAAAAACUGACAAGAUGGCCGGAAUUCUACAAUGUGACGGAAUUUGACAAUGUUCAGAAUAGCAUGCGCCCGGUCACUUUUUUUUUUUCUGUCUCACGGGGUGGGCGUCACUCGCAGACGAUCUGUCUCGGGCUCGGUCAACGCCCAGAGGAACCAGCUGCUGGACUACUCUUACCCGGCCUGGACCGGCGUCAUCCAGCUGGCCAUAGUCCUCUGCUGCAUUGUGGCCAUCAUCACGCAGGUCAUGCGCACCUUUGCCGAGAACCGCAACGAUAUAUACGCGGCGAUGGAGCCCGAGGUCGGCUACGGUCCAUCGGACCCCGAAAACUUUGCUCGCUACCAAGAGGUACUACCGGGGCGCAACGUGGUUCCCUUGACCAUCAUUAACAGCAGAGCGGGCAGGAGGAGCCUGGGGCGCGCUUCGCUGUGCGUCAACCAGAACGGCAGCGGGGCCGCGGCCGCUCCCAGCGUAUCCCGCUGAGCCCCGGAUGUGCGGGCGCUUGGCCGUUCGUUGCACUAUACCCGCCCGUGCCAACAUUUCUUGAUAAGUCAUGCCAUAUUCGGCAGCUAUACGACUGCAGCUUGUUCAAAAAGAAAGGCCGCUGCCUUG